Salmo salar (Atlantic salmon) is the source of this 3500-nucleotide messenger RNA. RefSeq names its product glucagon receptor. Gene Ontology annotation, biological process: adenylate cyclase-activating G protein-coupled receptor signaling pathway; cell surface receptor signaling pathway. The record is from RefSeq and is a predicted model, not a curated record. Gene Ontology annotation, molecular function: peptide hormone binding; gastric inhibitory peptide receptor activity; glucagon receptor activity. Gene Ontology annotation, cellular component: plasma membrane. NCBI's taxonomy places the organism in Eukaryota, Metazoa, Chordata, Actinopteri, Salmoniformes, Salmonidae.
UGACUGUGUGGCUCUCCUCUCAUUGCACCCAAACGCGCGCCGGUCGAUUUCUCCUCCGCUCCUCCGAAUCGAGUUCUGAGACUAGAAGUACAUCAAAGAUCAGCGUCAAACUCUGUAGUCCUUACUGUCGGUUCUAGAAGACUUGACCGUUUUUUUGCAUUCUCUAUUUCUUUGAAAGUUGGAUUAGCGCAGCUCGUUCGGCAGGAUAUAGUCCGUUUUCCAGCGGUUCCUCAGAAGAUGACCAGUGGUGAAACUGAGAUAGGGAACAGCGAAAGGAGGUCGAUACUGCCAAAGGUAGGAUAUCCCACUAGCGAAAGGAGAUCGAUGCUGCCAAAGGUAGAGUGGUCCCCAGGUAAAGCCCUCCUAUGAGGUGAGGAUAAGGUGACCCCUGACCCCGCUCACACAGCACCCUUCCACCAGGCAGCAGGACUAAGGGAUGUCACGGGGCUUCCUGCUGCUCACGCUGCUCACAGUCUUCUCCAGCAUCCAAGUGUCCCCAGCUAAGCCAUUAAAGGCGUUGAUGCAGAGAUGGGUGAUGUACACGGAGGAGUGUAGCCGCAAUAACAGCAGAGAACCACCGCUCACUGGUGUUGUGUGUAACAGGACCUUUGACAUGUAUGCCUGCUGGCCCGAUGGACUCCCCAACACUACUGUCAGUGUAUCCUGUCCCUGGUACCUGCCCUGGCACCACAAAGUCCAGCAUGGUUGGGUGUACAGGGAGUGUGAUGCGGACGGCCAGUGGGUUCCCCAGAAGAACACUAGCGAGUGUGAUGCUAAUGAUCCUGCUCAGCCUCACUAUGGUCAGAUCCUCAAGAAGUUCCGGACCAUGUACACCGUGGGCUACUCUCUGUCUCUGGGGGCUCUGGUGUUAGCGCUCGGAGUCCUGAUCACUUUCAGGAAGCUUCACUGUAUGAGGAACAACAUCCACAUGAACCUGUUUGCAUCCUUCAUCCUGCGUGCUCUGUCCAUUCUGAUAAAGGACGCCAUGUUGGAGGCUCCCAACGUCAACAUCGGACAGGACCAGGACAUUACACACUAUGAGGUGGAGUGGCUCGUCAACAACGAGACGGCGGUGGGGUGUCGUAUCGCCGUGGUGAUGAUGCAGUACAGUAUCAUGGCUAACAGCUAUUGGCUGCUGGUGGAAGGCAUCUACCUCCACAACCUGCUGGUCAUCACCGUGUUCACUGAGAGAAACUACUUCAACAUCUACCUGUGUAUCGGCUGGGGUGCCCCGCUCAUCUUCCUGGUGCCCUGGGUGAUGGUGAAAUACCUGUAUGAAAAUGAGGAGUGCUGGGAGCAGAAUAUCAACAUGCAGUACUGGUGGAUCAUACGGUCACCUAUACUGCUAGCAGUUGUGAUUAACUUCCUGAUCUUCAUCCACAUAAUAAAGAUCCUGGUGUCCAAACUGAGGGCUCACCAGAUGAGAUACUCCGACUACAAGUUCCGGUUGGCUAAGUCUACCCUAACCCUGAUCCCUCUACUAGGGAUCCACUUGGUGGUGUUUGUCUUCGUGACGGAUGAGUCCACCGAGGCCACCAUCGCCCUGCGUCUCACCAAACUCUUCAUCGACCUCUUCUUCACCUCCUUCCAGGGUCUGCUGGUAGCUAUCUUAUACUGCUUUGUCAACAAAGAGGUCCAGUCAGAGAUCCUGAAGAAGUGGAAGCGUUGGAAGCUGGGUCGUAACAUUGAGGAGGAGUACCGCCACACCUAUAGCCAGACGCCCCACCUCAACACUAAGAGCAGCAGCCUGCUGGGUCACGGGCACGCUCUCAGGGGUCACGAUCCCUCGCACCCCUCCUCCCUGCUCCUCCACCCCUACCUCCCUGACAUCACCACCUCCUCACCUGCUCCCCCUGGCCAGGGCCCAGGCUGCUCCCCAGAGGAGAAGCACCUCCUGGUGGUGAGCUGUCAGAAUGGCAUGGGGCGGAGCAGGAGGAACACGGGGUCGUCCAUGCAGUUUCCCUCCCUACCACGUGAGGGCACCAUCAGCUGUAGUCACACACUGAUAGAGGAUAAUAUGGAUGAUAUCUGCUUGACGGACAGGGUGUCAGAGUGUUACGAGGCUCCUAGAGGAAAUGCAGAGAGCCACCUGUGAGACUGGAGAGGAUGGGGAAGAUUAAUAACGUAACACCAUGGUAACUACAGCAGAAACUGGAGAGGACGGGGAAGAUUAAUGACGUAACACCCUGGUAACUACAUCAGAGACUGGAGAGGAUGGGGAAGAUUAAUAACGUAACACCCUGGUAACGACAGCAGAAACUGGAGAGGAUGGGGAAGAUUAAUGACGUAACACCCUGAUAACUACAGCAGAGACUGGAGAGGACGGGGAAGAUUAAUGACGUAACACCCUGGUAACAAUGGAGCUGGGCAGUGUGUUUCAGAAGAGGUGUGUUUCUCAAUGGCCGUCACCCUGGACCAAUGUUAAUGAGCGAGAUGGCCUUGACAGACCCAGGACCAGUGUGUGUCUCAAUGUUUGUAUCGUCACCCUGAAACAGUGUUAGUGGGAGAGAGACACCUACUCGAUCCUCUCCAAUCUACAGCCAAAUGAGAGAAACAUAGGACAAGCUAGACCUCCCAUGUUGGACCCCUCUGACCCAGACCAGUCCUCCAUGUUGGAACCCUCUGACCCAGACCAGACCUCCCAUGUUAGACCCCUCUGACCCAGACCAGUCCUCCAUGUUGGAACCCUCUGACCCAGACCAGACCUCCAUGUUGGAACCCUCUGACCCAGACCAGACCUCCCAUGUUAGACCCCUCUGACCCAGACCAGACCUCCCAUGUUGGAACCCUCUGACCCAGACCUCCCAUGUUAGACCCCUCUGACCCAGACCAGUCCUCCAUGUUGGAACCCUCUGACCCAGACCAGUCCUCCAUGUUGGAACCCUCUGACCCAGACCAGACCUCCAUGUUGGAACCCUCUGACCCAGACCAGACCUCCCAUGUUGGAACCCUCUGACCCAGACCUCCCAUGUUAGACCCCUCUGACCCAGACCAGUCCUCCAUGUUGGAACCCUCUGACCCAGACCAGUCCUCCAUGUUGGAACCCUCUGACCCAGACCAGACCUCCAUGUUGGAACCCUCUGACCCAGACCAGACCUCCAUGUUGGAACCCUCUGACCCAGACCAGACCUCCCAUGUUGGAACCCUCUGACCCAGACCAGUCCUCCAUGUUGGAACCCUCUGACCCAGACCAGACCUCCCAUGUUGGAACCCUCUGACCCAGACCAGACCUCCCAUGUUGGAACCCUCUGACCCAGACCAGACCUCCCAUGUUGGAACCCUCUGACCCAGACCAGACCUCCCAUGUUGAACCCCUCUGUCGUCCUAUGACAGUGGAUGUCCUGCGAGCCACAUGGAUUGAUAUGUGUUUUCUCUUCAACAGACAGUCAGACAGACAGCAUGGACUCACUGCUGCAGGACUCACUGCUGCUACAGGACUCACUGCUGCAGGACUCACUGCUGCUGUAGGACUCACUGCUGCUGCAGGACUCAGUGCUGCA